UUGGGAAUGUUUUUAUCUCAUGAAUUGUUGGCAACGGGGCAAAACGCAUCGCAUAAUGGGACCCCCUUGACGAACCCCUUCGGCCGAAAACAAAUAUCGGCCGCAAUUGCUUCAACAGAAUUGUAUCGAAUUCGUCGUUCCUCGACCCAAAAUUUCCAGUGUCACGUCGUUGAUUCAGUUUGGUUCUUAACAUACGUAGAUAUGGCAACAGCAGUAGAAGGAAAGCAAGAGUCGGCAAAGGACACAAAGUUGAAAAAAGCUUUUGACUUGAAGUCUUUUUUGAAGGACUUGGCAGCAGGAGGUGUAGCCGGAGCAAUUUCUAAGACGGCGGUGGCCCCUAUUGAAAGAGUGAAGUUGUUACUUCAAGUGCAGUACUCUAACCCACAAAUCCCUGAAGAGAAACGAUACAAAGGCAUAAUUGACUGUUUUAGAAGAGUUCCAAAGGAACAAGGGUUCAUCUCUUUCUGGAGAGGGAAUAUGGCGAACGUCAUCCGUUACUUCCCCACACAGGCCCUUAACUUUGCCUUCAAGGAUAAAUACAAGUCCAUCUUCUUAGAAGGAGUUGACAAAAACAAACAGUUUUGGAGGUAUUUCGUUGGAAAUCUGGCAGCAGGUGGUGCAGCAGGUGGAACUUCUUUGUUCGUGGUGUAUCCUUUGGACUUUGCUCGUACGCGACUUGCUGCUGAUAUUGGUAGAGGCGAAGGUCGUUUAUACACUGGCCUACUGGAUUGUUGUAUCAAGACUGCCAAAUCAGACGGAGUUAUUGGUCUUUAUCGAGGGUUUGGUGUUUCUUUAGGUGGUAUUAUUGUCUAUCGCGCAGCCUUCUUUGGUUUAUUCGACACUGCAAAGCCUCUACUGUUGACUGGCAAAUUAGAAAACAAUAUAUUCUUGUCUUGGGCUAUUGCUCAAACAGUUACAACGACUGCAGGUAUCAUUUCCUAUCCGUUUGACACGGUUCGUCGAAGAAUGAUGAUGCAGUCUGGUUUACCUGCGGAGAAGAGGUUAUAUAAGAAUACUUUUGACUGUUGGAUAAAGACUGCCAAAAAUGAAGGUUCAACUGCCUUUUUCAAGGGUGCACUUUCCAAUGUUAUUCGUGGAACGGGUGGUGCCAUUGUGCUAGUAUUGUAUGAUGAGUUUAAGAGGUUGCUAUAUUAAUUCAAAAGGGCUUCUCUAAUCAGCAAUGUAAUGCAUUAAAAAUAUCUUGGUGAUUUUUGUUUGUUUGUUUGCUUUUCUGUCUUCCUUAAAUGAGUUUUUAAUAAAGGGCGAGUUAACUUGCGCCGUUUCAUAUGU
Molecule: messenger RNA, 1290 nt
Organism: Galdieria sulphuraria
Lineage: Eukaryota; Rhodophyta; Bangiophyceae; Galdieriales; Galdieriaceae
Product: mitochondrial carrier, adenine nucleotidetranslocator
Exons: 2
Coding region: 7-1155 (382 amino acids)
Biological process (GO): mitochondrial ADP transmembrane transport; mitochondrial ATP transmembrane transport
Cellular component (GO): mitochondrial inner membrane
Molecular function (GO): ATP:ADP antiporter activity
Source: RefSeq, a predicted model, not a curated record